Molecule: messenger RNA, 587 nt
Organism: Balaenoptera acutorostrata (minke whale)
Lineage: Eukaryota; Metazoa; Chordata; Mammalia; Artiodactyla; Balaenopteridae
Gene: NDUFS5
Product: NADH:ubiquinone oxidoreductase subunit S5
Exons: 3
Coding region: 148-468 (106 amino acids)
Biological process (GO): mitochondrial respiratory chain complex I assembly
Source: RefSeq, a predicted model, not a curated record
GAAAUCACUAACCCCCGGGCCACCUCUCACUCAGUUGUCUGGUCAAGCUCGGCUUAUCCGCAGUCCCCGGAAGCCAACUCAGCCGGUCGUGCAGGCGCAGAUUGACAGGCUUGGUUUCUAUGGUUCCAGGGCGCGACUGCGGAAGCCAUGCCUUUCUUUGAUGUGCAGAAAAGGCUGGGUCUUGACUUAGACCGCUGGAUGACAAUCCAGAGUGCUGAGCAGCCUCACAAGAUUCCAAGUCGAUGCCACGCUUUUGAAAAAGAAUGGAUAGAGUGUGCACAUGGUAUUGGUGGUAUUCGCGCGGAGAAAGAGUGCAAGAUAGAAUUCGAUGAUUUCGUAGAGUGUCUGCUUCGACAGAAAACGAUGAAACGUCUGAGUGCCAUCAAGAGGCAGCGGGAUAAGCUAAUAAAGGAAGGGAAGUACACACCUCCACCUCAGCACUUGGGCAAGGAGGAUCCUCGGCCCUGAGCAGAGCAGCUGCCGGUGGCUGGAGGCUGAUUUUCACGUUCUCUCUUCUCUGCUGGAAACUUUACGUACUGAAAACCCUUUUGUGAAAGUGUCUAAAAAUAAAGGAUUGCUCUAUCCUA